This is a messenger RNA of Cooperia oncophora, 561 nucleotides long. The record is from the annotation of a GenBank genome assembly. NCBI's taxonomy places the organism in Eukaryota, Metazoa, Nematoda, Chromadorea, Rhabditida, Trichostrongylidae.
AUGUACCCCACCCCCCGGUUUUCAUACUGCCGUGUCACAUUCGCCGGGUUGAUUGCUGACUCUCGAACACUGGUAGAACGAGCACAAAUUGAAGCGCAAAACUUCUGGUUCACCUACAACCGGAAGAUCCGCAUUGAAGAUGUCACACAGUCCGUCGCAAACCUCGCGCUUCAGUUCGGAGAUGACGACGUGAAGGCCUCCAUGUCUGCCCAUUCUGACGAUCGCGUUGCCAUGCUAUUCGCUGGUGUUGAUCAAGAUGGUGCCAAGCUUUUCCAUCUAGAUCCUUCUGGCACAUUUAUUGAUUGCAAAGCCAAGUCGAUUGGUGCUGCAAGCGAUGGUGCAGAACAGAGCUUGAAGGAACAAUACCACGAUAAUAUGACAUUGAAAGAAGCGCUAAAGGUGGCGUUGGCUAUCUUGAAACAGGUGAUGGAGGAGAAGUUGAAUAGCGCCAAUGUGGAAGUUGUUGUUAUCAAGCCAGUCAAGGACUCCAAAGGUCGCCAAGUGGGAACGUUCGAACGUGUCAGCAAUGCAGAUCUUGACGUCGUUAUCUCAACAUUAUGA